GUCGCCGAAAAGACUGUAAAAUCGAAGUAGCCACUUCUUAAACCUUUUUUGCUGCUCUCUCUCUCAUCCAUGGAAUUGCAAGCAUCUACUUCUUCUUUGUCGUCCUGUCAAUAACAAGAAACCCUUGCAGCUCAAAAUAUGCUUCUUUUACCUCAGAGCAGACUAUUUUUGAACACCAAUUCCAACUGCAACAGAGUAAUUUUCAUGGGCUCCAAACACUUGCUUCUUCUUAAGUCUACACUCACGCCCGUAAAGCAUACACAUACACAUUUGGCCCAUUUUUCUUCAACUUCGCAACCUCAGUUAUUUUCUACUCAUAGGAAAAAUAUAGCAUUUUCUACUUCUUCUCCGAAACCCAUAUCUCCAAUUCAUAGGAUGACCUCGGGCUUGUGUUCUUACCCCCAUGCUGCUAUGCCUAUACCCGGACCAGUUUCUGGAGUAGUUUUGGAGACCCCAGAGCAGCAAGUGCUAGAUUCGGAGCAGCUAAGGAUGCUAAAACAGAAGUUGGAGGAUAUCGGAAUUGAUGGUGAUGCUUUUAUGCCAGGGCAAUACUAUGGUUUAGUAUGUCCAAGUUGUAAUGGUGGAGAUUCAGAAGAGAAAAGCUUAUCUCUUCACAUCACAGAAGAUGGUGCUGCAGCGGUGUGGAACUGCUUUCGGGCUAAAUGUGGGUGGAGAGGCACUACAAGGGCCUUUGCUGAUGUAAAAUCUACUUAUGCAAAAAUGAAUAGAAUCAGCAAAGUAAAACAACCACUCAGAGAAAUCACAGAGGAGAGUUUGGAACUGGAACCUUUGUGCAAUGAGCUACUUGCAUAUUUUGCUGAGCGAAUGAUAUCUAGAGAAACACUGAGAAGAAACUCUGUAAUGCAAAAAAGAAGUGGCAACCAGAUUGCUAUUGCUUUCACCUAUCGAAGGAAUGGAGAACUUGUGAGCUGCAAGUAUAGGGACAUUACUAAGAAAUUUUGGCAGGAAGCAAAUACUCAAAAGAUUUUUUAUGGACUGGAUGAUAUAGAGGGAGCUAGCGAUAUUAUCAUUGUUGAAGGUGAAAUGGAUAAGCUUGCAAUGGAAGAAGCUGGUUUUAAAAACUGUGUGAGCGUUCCAGAUGGUGCACCUCCAAAAGUCUCAAACAAAGAGCUGCCUUCCACCGAAGAUGACACAAAGUAUCAAUAUUUAUGGAACUGCAAAGAGUACAUUGAAAAGGCAUCUCGCAUAAUACUUGCCACAGAUGGGGACCUUCCUGGUCUAGCCUUGGCUGAAGAACUUGCCCGCCGCUUAGGGAGAGAAAGGUGUUGGAGAGUCAAAUGGCCAAAGAAGAAUAAUGCUGAAUCUUUUAAAGAUGCAAACGAGGUCCUUAUGUAUAUGGGUCCUGCUGCAUUGAGGGAAGUCAUUGAAAAUGCUGAACUUUAUCCCAUAAAGGGGCUGUUCAAUUUUAAAGAUUACUUUGCAGAGAUUGACCAGUAUUAUCAUCAAACACUUGGCUAUGAGCUUGGAGUUUCAACUGGAUGGAGGGCUUUGAAUGAAUUAUAUAAUGUCGUGCCGGGAGAGUUGACUAUUGUUACUGGAGUUCCCAAUUCGGGUAAGAGUGAGUGGAUUGAUGCUCUUUUAUGCAAUCUUAAUCGAAGUGUUGGAUGGAAAUUUGCACUUUGUUCUAUGGAGAAUAAGGUCCGGGAGCAUGCAAGGAAACUUUUGGAGAAACAUAUUAGGAAGCCUUUCUUUGAUGUAAGGUAUGGAGAAUCUGUUGAGCGGAUGAAUGUUGAGGAGUUGGAGCAAGGGAAGAGAUGGCUCAGUGAUACAUUUUCCCUAAUAAGGUGCGAGAAUGAUUGCCUCCCAAGUAUAAAUUGGGUUCUUGAGCUUGCAAGAUUCGCAGUUCUAAGGCAUGGAGUAAAUGGACUUGUUAUUGAUCCAUAUAAUGAGCUUGACCAUCAGCGUCCUCCUAGCCAGACUGAAACAGAGUAUGUAAGUCAGAUGCUGACGAAGAUCAAACGAUUUGCUCAACAUCAUUCAUGUCAUGUUUGGUUUGUAGCGCAUCCAAGACAGUUGCAUAACUGGGUUGGAAGUCCCCCGAAUUUGUAUGACAUCAGUGGGAGUGCACACUUCAUAAACAAAUGCGAUAAUGGAAUUGUUAUUCAUCGUAACAGGGAUCCAGAGGCUGGCCCUAUAGAUAUAGUUCAGGUUUGUGUACGGAAGGUACGGAAUAAAGUCAUAGGAACUAUUGGCGAUGGUUACUUGUCCUAUAACAGGGUGACCGGUGAAUACAUGGAUCUUGAUCAGUAACAAGAAAUGAUAAACACGAUAGUGUAUUCUUGCGGCUAUUCGUAUAAUUUUGAUGUUGUAAUACAUAUAUGGCAGUGGGCCCGAAGCUGAAAUCACCAUCUGAUGCCCAUCAAGCCAUGGCAUAGAAGUGUAAUCCAAUGGCACAGUAACGUCAUAAUUUUCAGUAAGGAAAAAUAUAUGGGAGUGAAACUUGCAUUCAGUCGUUCGUAUUUAAGCCUAUGGCCGGCUCGGUCAAUUUUUCGUGUAAAUAUUGUUUUAAUUGGUCAUUGUGGAGGAAUUUUUUAAAUACAGCGAGAACCAUGAGUUGUUUUUGGAACUUAUAAUUGAGAUCUUGCUUGAUCAUCAAGUGUGGAUUCUGCAAUUAUUCUGGAUUGAUUGAUAAUUGAGAUCUCAGUUACUUGAAAACAA
Olea europaea var. sylvestris is the source of this 2679-nucleotide messenger RNA. RefSeq names its product twinkle homolog protein, chloroplastic/mitochondrial. The coding region runs from base 139 to 2271 and encodes 710 amino acids. Gene Ontology annotation, molecular function: single-stranded DNA binding; 5'-3' DNA helicase activity; ATP binding. NCBI's taxonomy places the organism in Eukaryota, Viridiplantae, Streptophyta, Magnoliopsida, Lamiales, Oleaceae. The transcript is spliced from 21 exons. Gene Ontology annotation, biological process: DNA replication. The record is from RefSeq and is a predicted model, not a curated record.